AUGUGUCGCUUCAGAAAAGAUAAGGAAUCUGAAGACCAGUCUCUCAACUCUUCGUACGACGAGCAAAUUGACAACUUUUUCAACAAAGUCAACCAUGUCUCUGACCAUCUCGCCGAGAAGACAAAAAGAAUGAUGGCCCACACCAGAGAAUUCACUGCUGCAGAGAAGGACAACUGGUCUGAUAUGGUAAACUCCAUGCAGAAAGAGGUCGGCACCUAUUUCAACAAGCCCUACCAAACGAGAACAGGCUCGAGCGGUGUUGACUCUGCAGAACCUCAAUUGGUGCGUCCCUUCUCCUUCCUCGAUGUCUUUAAUGAUGGCGGUGCUGAGACACCUUAUGGUCUCUACUCCCAUAGCACUCCAACAGCUCGUGAAUACAACAAGUGUAUGAACAACAACGGAUUAUCUUUAUGGGACUCUAGGGGCACUUGGAGAUGUUUGUUCCCCAAUAGUGCAGUGCCACCCAAGUUCUUGGAUUACAAGCAGGCCAACUUAGCCAACCAGCUCCUUACCAAGGAAGACUUCGAAAGAGCCUCCAGUAACGUCCGCGCCGAUUCUAGUGGGGCCAUUGAUCUUGGUGAGAAGGGUAUUUUUUUCAAGCAAUUCGAUGAUUUGAUGAGAUGGAAGAACAUCGCCUUUGAGGCUGAACGUCAACGUCGUGAGGAGGCUCGCGAGGAGAGAAAACAACGUUUCCAAAGACGUUUUGAGAGAAAGUCCCCCGAAACUAAUUUAAACAUCGCUUCUGCCUCAGAAUUGCCACGGGAUGAUAAGCCAAUCAGUUGGAGCUCUGGAAGCACUACCACCACCGAUCCAGAGACUAAUCAAAUAAUCAUGACUGAGCACAAGACUGAGUACUUCCCUGAUGGUCUGUCUGUGACCAACACAGUCACCAAGAAAAAAGCUAUUGGCGCUUCUACUUGGGAGACUGUUGAGGAGAAGUCACAAAGAGGUGAUGACAAGAAGGGCUGGUUCUGGUCUUAA
Messenger RNA from Australozyma saopauloensis, 981 nucleotides. RefSeq lists its product as uncharacterized. The transcript has a single exon. Lineage: Eukaryota; Fungi; Ascomycota; Pichiomycetes; Serinales; Metschnikowiaceae. Bases 1 to 981 code for a protein of 326 amino acids. The record is from RefSeq and is a predicted model, not a curated record.